AUGGAACAAUUAUCGAGAGCUUACUAUGCUCGGUUAAGUGCAACCGAAAGGAAUGAGUACUUGAGGAAACUACUUGGAGAACUCGACAGUGAUUCGAGUAGGGUUUCUGAUAGCGAGGACGAAGACUGGAUUCCAGUAAAUAGAGGUAGACAUCAAAAUCAACGAGGUAAUUUAGUGCGUGACGAUCCAGAAGAUUCUGAAGAUACAGAAGAAAUCGCUGAAGAGAAUUCAGCAGUGGAAGGAGAAGAAGAAGAAUUUGAGAGUAGCGAGAGUGAGGAUGCUGAGCCUGAAGGAAGAGCUCAAGAACCAUCUGGGAGUUUUAUUGCCAAAGAUAAAACAGUGUGGAACAAAACUCCACCAACUCAGCAUCAGACCGCAGCUCAUAAUGUUGUACGCCAUCGGAGUGGGCCUCAUCGCAGUACGGAAACGUUGUCAAUUAGCGAGACUUUCAAACAAAUUUUUACCUACGAAAUGGUUGACAUAAUCGUCCGUCACACUAAUAAAAAAGCUGAAACAAUUUUCCAAGAGCACAAUGCUAACCAUCCAAACUCACAGCAUCAAUGGAAGCCCGUUACGAUACCCGAAAUUUAUUCGUUCUUCGGUAUCUUGAUUUGUGCUGGAGCAAACAAUUCGAACACAGAUCAUACAUUUGACAUGUGGCGCUCCAAUUCUUAUCCGCUGUAUCGCGCGACGAUGGGAUUGACGAGAUUCCAUAAUAUUCUGCGUUUUUUGCGAUUCGACGAUAGUAAUACUCGAAGUGCACGUAAAAAAGAAGACAAGGCAGCUCCAAUUCGUGAUGUGUGGACAAUGUUAAAUUCAAAUUUAGCUCAGAUGUACAAACCAACAGUUAACUUAACGAUUGAUGAACAGCUUUAUCCAUACCGUGGUAGUACUGGAUUUACUCAGUAUAUUCCAUCGAAACCAGCUAAGUAUGGUAUAAAGAUCUGGUGGAUUUGUGAUGCAGAAAAUGCAUAUCCUUUGCAAGGGAUCAUGUACACUGGUAAGACAGAUAAUACUCGAGAAAAAAAUCAGGGUGAAAGAGUAGUGAAAGAAUUGGCGGCUCCGUACCGAGGUAGUGGUAGAAACAUCUGCAUGGAUAACUUCUUUACUACUGUACCAGUUGCUAAACAUUUGUUGUCGUGGAAUAUUACCAUUGUUGGCACGCUAAAAAAGAAUAAACCUUACAUCCCUAGUGUUAUGGGAGCGAAUAAGACACGGGAGCAGUAUUCGACAGUUUUUGGAUUUCACGAAAAGCUUAAGAUUCCGCAUAUAAGUGCACUAGCGCAGGUUGUGCUGGCUACACCUGCAACGCAAGUGUCCGUCGAACGGGCAUUCUAA
Messenger RNA from Bactrocera dorsalis (oriental fruit fly), 1338 nucleotides. RefSeq names its product piggyBac transposable element-derived protein 4-like. The coding region runs from base 1 to 1338 and encodes 445 amino acids. NCBI's taxonomy places the organism in Eukaryota, Metazoa, Arthropoda, Insecta, Diptera, Tephritidae. The record is from RefSeq and is a predicted model, not a curated record. The transcript has 4 exons.